GGUGUAUGACGUUCUGAAAAUCAUGAUUUCUCGAGAACAAAGGCAUAUGCAGUUUUUUUUGUAUCUGUAGUUACUGUAUGCAAUCAAAAUCAUACAUUAGCCACACAUAUCCAAACGAAACCAUAUGACACUGACAUAUCAUGCUUGACGUGCAUGUUCAGUGUCUCUUUACACGUGUACAUACUUAACUAUCCCCCGUUUACGAUAGUAAACAUUCCAUGUGAUUCAUAGUGUUAUAAUUUUAUAGUUUCUUAAAAUUGGUGAAAAUGUUAUGAAUCAUAGCUGUUCUUUUAUCUAAUGUGGCUUUUAGUUAUGGUUCCCAUAUGAAUAUUGCUUUUCUGUUGAUAAAUUAAAAUCUUGGACGUAAUAAAAAUAUCAGUGAGAAAAGAUAAGUACAAUAAUUAUGUAUGAAUAUGACAUUGAGGAAAUCAAAGAAAAUGUACAAUACAUAUUGAUAUUAUACUACUAUUUCUCACAAUCUUUAUGAUAAGAUAAAAUUAGAAGUGAAUCUAAUAAUAGUAUUUAUUAAUACAAGAAGAUAAAAAUAUUUGCUAUAAAUAAUUGGUGAUAAAAAGGUACAAAUUAAACUGAAAAGGUACAACCAAGUGACAGUUACUAUAUUAAAAGUCAAAAUAUUGUAACACUUAUAAUAAUAAGUUAGUCAACAAAAUCAAGAAAGCAUCAUUUAGCAAGUAUGAGUGGUUCAUUAAGGGAUCAACCAUGGGGCUUUCAAGCCUUAGAACAUACAGUCUCAAAAUGCUGUCCUUAUCGCCGUGUGAACAAAAUGACCUGGCAUCAGGGUGGUAUCUUAGCUCUUACAUAUUUGGCCUAUACUUGCUACCAUCUGACACGAAAACCAAUAUCAGUUGUGAAAAAUGUAUUAAGUCUCAAUUGUAGUACUUUAUCACCACCUCCAGAUUUUUUGAUUAAUAGUACUAAUCGAGAUACAUGGUGUGAUUGGGCUCCAUUUGAUACUGCAGAUGCUCCAGCAUUGCUUGGCAUGUUAGACUCAGCAUUCCUGUUUACAUAUGCAGCAGCCAUGUUCCUCAGUGGUUUCAUAGCUGAAAGAGUAAAUUUACGUUAUUUUCUAUCAUUUGGUAUGCUUGCAUCAGGUAUAUCUUGUUAUUUGUUUGGUAUUGCUAGACCAUAUAAUAUCCAUAGCUUGUGGUAUUUUGUUCUGGUACAGGCAAUUGGUGGUGUUUUCCAAACAUCAGGUUGGCCUGGUGUAGUUACAGUUGUAGGAAAUUGGUUUGGAAAAAGAAAAAGAGGUUUGAUCUUUGGCAUAUGGAAUUCUCACACCUCGUUGGGGAAUAUUUUGGGUAGUUUAAUAGCUGCUGAAUUUGUGGAAUCUGAUUGGGGUUUAAGUUUCAUGGUACCUGGAGCAGUAAUGGGCAUAGCAGGAUUUAUAAUAUUUCUAUUUUUAAUACCCAAUCCUAUAGACAUCGGGUGUAUUCCACCUAUUUCUCCUAGAUAUAGAAAAUUCGAUGUAACCCACAGUUCGGAUGAAGGCAGUGGUUCAGAUGACUGUGAACAAUUAUAUAAUGAUGUUGAAGAUCGUCUCAUCUAUCGCUGUGUCUACCACGAACAAGUUAAUAUUGAUGAUAUAGCAAGUUUGCGAUCUGAAACUAGUCCAAUACUAUCAAGACACAGACAUGUACAAGAAUCUCAUAGAGGAAAUGCAAUCGGAUUUAUAGGAGCUAUGUCUAUACCUGGAGUUAUAGAAUAUUCUCUCUCUUUAUUUUUUGCAAAACUUGUAAGCUACACAUUCCUGUAUUGGUUGCCAUUAUAUAUUGCAGCUUCAACUACUUAUAGUACAACAUUAAGUGCAGAUGUCUCUACUUUAUUUGAUGUGGGUGGUAUUGCGGGUGCGAUAGCAGCUGGUGUUUUAUCCGAUUAUAGCGGUAUGAGUGCUUUAACAUGUGCUGUUAUGCUUGGAUUUGCUGUUCCCAUGUUGUUUAUAUAUGACUACAUUGGAAGCACAAGUUUGGGCACCAACAUAGUAUUACUACUAAUAGCAGGAGUAUUAGUAAAUGGACCAUAUGCCUUAAUAACAACUGCUGUAUCUGCUGAACUAGGAACUCACCCUAGUUUAGGGGAUAAUUCAAAAGCUUUAGCUACAGUUACUGCUAUCAUUGAUGGAACAGGCAGUAUUGGUGCUGCUGUUGGUCCACUGCUGGCAGGUUUGGUAUCACGUUGGGCUGGCUGGCAUAAUGUGUUUUAUAUGCUUAUGAUCGCAGAUAUGGUGGCAUUAUUGCUACUAUCGAGAUUAGUUUACAAGGAUAUUCAAAUGUACAGACGACGACGAAGAGCUGUUUAACUUUAUUCUUUUACACCAAGUAAAGAAUAAUGGAUAACUAUGAAAAUAAACAAAUGAUAUUAAUAUAUGUAUUUGUAACCUUAGCUUUUUCAUAAAUGUUAUAAAAU
Osmia lignaria (orchard mason bee) is the source of this 2424-nucleotide messenger RNA. RefSeq names its product major facilitator superfamily transporter 16 (gene MFS16). The record is from RefSeq and is a predicted model, not a curated record. Gene Ontology annotation, cellular component: membrane. Gene Ontology annotation, biological process: transmembrane transport. NCBI's taxonomy places the organism in Eukaryota, Metazoa, Arthropoda, Insecta, Hymenoptera, Megachilidae. Gene Ontology annotation, molecular function: transmembrane transporter activity.